UCUCUCCUCGCGGCCGGUGCGGCGUGUCGCGUGUGCUCCGAGCCCGCCGCCGCUUCCCGGGCCUCUCCCGCUGAGCUCCGGCCUGCCCCGGCCCGGCCCGGCCCGGCCCUGCGUCAUGGCCGCGUACAAGCCAGUGGUGGUUCAGGCGUGCCCCAAGCUCGGGGAGAAGAUCACACAGGAUACGCUGUACUGGCGGGGAUACAAGACCCCUGUUCAGAUAAAGGAAUUCGGUGCAAUAAAUAAAAUUGACUUCUCCCCAGUCCCGCCAUAUAACUACGCUGUCACAGCAUCCUCGAGGGUAAGUGGCGUUUCGGAGGCUUUUAUGCUGUUGUUCUUCAGCUGGCAUGACACCGGGAGAUGUAAUUCCCUCUUGUUCUGGCAGAUCCACAUCUACGGCCGCUACUCGCAGGAGCCUAUCAAGACGUUCUGUCGCUUCCGGGACGCGGCGUACUGUGCCACCUACAGGGACGACGGGCGCCUGCUGGCCGCCGGCAGCGAGGGCGGCAGCAUCUCCCUUUACGACGUCAGCGGCAAAGCCCCGCUCAGGCAGUUCGAGGGUCUUACCAAACCAGUUCAUCUAGUGGGAUUCCUGUCUGAUAAAUACCGAAUAUUUUCUGGUGGUGAUGAUUAUUCAUCAAAAUUGUGGGAUAUUCCAAGUGCCACAGAAAUCAUCUCUUACAGUGAGCAUACUGACUAUGUGAGAUGUGGCUGUGCAAGUAAAGUGAAUGCAGAUGUCUUCAUAACAGGUUCCUAUGAUCACACUGUGAAACUGUUUGAUGCACGAACAAAGAGUAGUGUCAUGACAAUAGAGCAUGGCCAUCCUGUGGAGAGCGUGCUUCUCUUUCCAUCUGGUGGACUUCUGGUAUCUGCAGGAGGUCGAUAUGUCAAAGUUUGGGAUGUACUAAAAGGUGGACAGUUACUAGUUUCACUUAAAAAUCACCAUAAAACUGUGACUUGUUUGUGCCUGAACAGCUCUGGACAAAGGUUAUUGUCAGGAUCUCUCGACAGGCAUGUGAAGAUUUACAGUACUACAUCCUACAAAGUGGUCCACAGCUUCAACUAUGCAACAUCCAUCCUCAGUCUUGCAUUGUCGCCUGAAGAUGAAACCAUAGUUGUAGGCAUGACCAAUGGGGUGCUAAAUGUUAAACACAGAAAACCAGAAGAAAAGAAUGAAAACUCUCAAAAGAAGAGACAACCAGCAUAUAGAACCUAUGUGAAAGGAAGAAGUUACAUGCCAAAACAGGAAGAUUUCUGUGUCAGUAAACCUGUAAAACGUGUUUUGAGAAAAUAUGAUAAACUGCUGAGGAGCUUUCAGUCUUCCAAGGCUCUUGAUGCAGUACUCGAGCCACCCAUCAUGCUUCAUACCCCUGAAGUCACGGUUGCAGUCAUGCAGGAGCUGCAUCGCAGAGGAACGCUGAGAAGUGCACUUGCAGGCCGAGAUGAGAAGCAAGUUAAUCUCCUGCUUACCUUUGUGGCAAGGCGUGUGAUUGAGCCUAGAUUUACUCCUGUGCUGGUUAUUGUUGCUGAUAUGAUCACUGACAUUUAUCAGCCUGUGGUUGGGCAGUCAGCAAUAGUUGAUAAACAGUUCUUGAAACUCCAGCAAGCUAUUGGAAAAGAAAUUGACUAUCAAGAAGAGCUACUAGAAGUUUUGGGAAUGAUGGAUACACUGUUUGCUACUUUUACUAAGAAAAGAGAUACCUGUCUAGAAGAGAACAAAAGUAAUGGUGUCACGGAGAUCAUUGAAACAAAUAGGAAUUACUGACACCCAUCUCAACAAAUUGUCACAAUUGUGAACUUGAAAGACAUGACUUGUUCUCCCGGUAAUUUCUUAUAAUAGUGACUUUCAAAAUAAGCCUCUCUAUGUUGAAGUUCUGUCUUUUAAACUGUGUUACUGAAUAGGCUUGAUUACUGAAGAUGAGAAAGAGGACGUUUUCAAGAUU
Messenger RNA from Zonotrichia albicollis (white-throated sparrow), 1940 nucleotides. RefSeq names its product UTP15 small subunit processome component (gene UTP15). NCBI's taxonomy places the organism in Eukaryota, Metazoa, Chordata, Aves, Passeriformes, Passerellidae. Gene Ontology annotation, biological process: rRNA processing; positive regulation of transcription by RNA polymerase I. Gene Ontology annotation, molecular function: protein binding. The record is from RefSeq and is a predicted model, not a curated record. Gene Ontology annotation, cellular component: nucleolus.